AUGGGUCGCGAUCGAAGUCGCAGCAGAGGAUCUCGAAGGAGCAGAAGUCCAAGGUAAGUUAUAGGGGAGUUCUUAUAUUUUAGGUAUUAAAUCGGCCAAAAACUAAUAAUAUUUAUAUUGAUAAUAAUAUUUUUUGAUAUUUUUAUGGCAAAAUAGGAAUAUAAACACUAUAAUAUUUCGAUUUUUCAGUGCUUCUUCUGACGAUGGUUCCAAAGAGUUGUGGAGGGUUGUGAAGGAUGAUCCUUAUUCGUUCGAAGGAUGGACAAAAUUGUUACAAUUUGUCGAACAAAAAGAUGAUAUGGAGCAAGCGGAAAAUGCAUACGAAUCGUUUUUGAAGAAGUAUCCGUUUUGUUAUGGAUACUGGAGGAAGUACGCCGAGAUGCAGAAGCGGCACAAACGAUUUGAAAAGGCGUUAAACGUAAGCGUUUGGUAUUUUGUUGGUUUUUAGGUAACAACGUAAUUUUUACAAUAAAAAGAGUAAAUUAUGUCUAGUUCAAUAUUUGAAUAACUAUGUUCUUUAUAAAAACAUGUAAUUUUAGGUAUAUGAACGUGGUCUACACGAAAUCUCUUUGAGUGUUGAUUUGUGGUUGAGCUAUAUUAAUUACAUCAAAGAAAUUGCACAAGGACAACGUCAAGCGGACGCUAAAAUUAGAGCGUAAGUCUUAACUAACUCUUUAUAUUAUGCUAUACAAGGAUUAUUUGUAAUUAUUUGAGUAUCUAUAAUUAAAAUAGUUAAGUUUUCAAUUGACAAAUACUAUAUUUUAUCUUUUAGCAUUUACUUGCGAGCAUUGGAAGCAUGUGGCAUGGAAUUUCGCUCAGACAAACUCUGGACACAGUACAUUGAAUGGGAGAUUGAGAACAAAGAAUACGCGAAGGCUAGCCAGGUCUACGACAUUGUUUUAUCAACACCUACUCAAGGUUAUAUUGGCCAUUUUGAUAGAUAUCGCAAGUUUAUUGAUGAAAGAGAGCCGGAUGAGGUUCUGAGUACAGAAGAGUACGAAGCCAUCACUGACAAGUUAUAUGACAAGAUCAAGAACGAGUUGGAUGGAGCUCCGUUGUUUGUGAUCGAAGAGUUUGAAGAAGACUUGACUGACGAUGAGGGCAUGGACGAUUCUCAAGGGAAAAGGCUUAUUACAAAGAGGAAACAUAUGCCAGUAGCUUUGAGCGCUUACAGAGACGAGAUUAUGGUCAGAAGGACAAAGUUACACUUGGCAAACGAGACUGAGGUCAACAAGAGGUUGAAGUACGAACUUGCGGUAAGUUUGACAUUUAAGAAUUAUAUAGUAAAGAAGACGUGUAAGGAAAAGCUACUAUAAUAUAUUUUUUUUGAGGGUUUUGUUUUCUUUUAAAGGCUCGCCCGAUUAACCCAUACUAUAUUAUAAUAUUUCAGAUCAAGCGGCCUUACUUUCACGUGAAGCCUUUGGAGAGAGAACAACUUAACAACUGGUACAAGUAUAUUGAAUUUGAAAUUGCUGAAAAGAAGAGGAAGCGUAUUCAGAUGUUGUUUGAAAGAUGUGUCAUUGCUUGUGCUUUGUACGAGGAGAUGUGGGUACAGGUAAGCUUGAAUUUUUGUUUUGUCAACUUUUUGACAUAUUUUUAUUUUUUAUAAAAAGCUUUGAAGUUUUUGGCAUUUUUUUGAAAAGACUUGUUGAAAGUUAUCUUUUCUGACACUUUAACUACGUUUUGCUCAUAAUUGUUUUAGUACGCGACAUAUUUGGACUCUGUGAAGGAUACUGAAGGUGCUCGCGACGUUUUCAAACGAGCGGCCGAAGUCCACUGCUCCAAAAAGCCGGGAAUUCACUUAGCAUACAGUCUGUUCGAAGAGAAACAUGGUAAUCACAGAUCUAUAUUGUUAUAUACAUAUCUAAUGUUUGUGUUACGGUUAUUUUUAUUAUCUGAAAAAGUUUUCGAAACAAAGCCGGUGGAGUUUGUUUGAUUAUAAGAGGGAGGGGUUUAUUUGUGGCAGUAUUUUGGUUUUACAAGUGCAAAAGUUAAAAAUCAACUGCUGACGUUUUUUUUGGAAGAAGUUAUAGUCGGUACUGAGAUUUUAUUUAAUGUGAUCAACUGUACUUAUCAGGUUUAUGUAAAAAAGGUGUUUUGGCAGUAAAAUUGUGAAAAAAAACUUUACUGUUGUUUUUGCAUAUACUUCGUAUGAGGAGUACUGUAGAUUGCAUGAGAUCAAGCUGAUAACCCUGUAAAACGUAUGUAAAUGCGACAAACGAUGGCUUGUGCUCCGUUGUUAUCUGAUUAUUGUACAUCUACCGUACAAUCACAGCUAUUGGUAUUUUAUCGCAUUUCAGCGAUGCUACCUUAACUAAAUUAGUAUGAUUAAAGUUGGAAAAAUUGGAAAUAUUUUUAAAAGUUUUAAAUUUGAAAGCCAAAAACAUAAAAUAUGACAUUUUAGGGGACUCAAGCACAGCAACAGCCAUCUUGUACGACUUUGACAGGAGAUGUCCUGGAUAUGCGGCCAUAAACUUGAGAAAGAUCAACGUUAGUCGAAGAAAGAAUGGCAGAGAUAAGAACCCUGACUACUCAUCGACCGUCUCCAAGUUCGAAAAGUUGAUGAAUGAACCUGGAAACUCGAGGAGAGUGUCGUCGUUCUAUGCUAUGAAGUUGGCGAGGAUUCAUCUGAAGCUAAAACACGACAGGAAGGCGGCCGAAAAGGUUGUUAAGGAGGCCAUUUCUAGGGAUAAGGUAAGAGCUGGGCUUGUUUUUAUUGGGAUAUAAUUUUGAUAUCUUUAUCGCUUAAGUUUACUUUUGUAAUGUUCUCUCUUGUAGUUUAAAAUAUAAAUUGUUGUAGCUUCAGUACAAUACAAUGUCUUAUGUCUUAUACUCUUCUUUUCAGGAUAACCUCCAGCUCUACAUGACUCUAGUUGACAUUGCCUUCAGCUCCAGCAGAUUCCACGAACGUGAAGUGUGUGACGCUUUUGAUUACGCGAUCGAAAGUCGGUAUCUGUCGCCGAAUCAGAAGUUUGUUUUCUCGCAACGCAAACUCGACUUCCUGGAGGAUCUGGGCAGUGAUGCAGGCAAGUUGCAAUCGCAUUACGUCGAACACCUCCGCCUCGAAAAGGACCUCAACGAACCCGCCCCAACCCUGUUCAGUAAUUUGAAACGCAAGGCAUCGUAUGAGUAAGUCGAGAUUUGUGGUCAGAAAGAACGGUAUGAGUAAUCAAAGGCUAGCUUUGGUUUGAAAACAUCGGAGUGUGUUGGUAUACGGGUUGGUAUUAAGAAUGGCAUGGAAUUCAGGCUUUGGAAGGGGAAAGACAAGAAAAGUUGGCAAAAAUGAUAAGAAAACCGCUAAAUUAAGCUUGAAAUGGGCUAUGAAAUCAAAAAAUGGCUAAAGAAAAAAUCACAAUUUAAAAAAAAGAUUUAAAAUAUUUUCAGCGAUGAAGAAAUUGACAAUAAACGAUCGAGGGAUACAACGGAUCUCAUUAAUACUAAUAACUCUUUUGUGAAGACUAUGGGUAAGUUACACUUCUAUGGUUAUUUUAAAGUUUUGGUAAUGAAAUUCUGAGAGUUGAUAUGAAAUUUAUAUUUUUUUGAAUCUGUAAAUGAACAUUUGGUUCUUUGUCUAUAAAAUGAUCAGGCUUUGAUACCGUCCUUACAAAAAUGUAAGACAACUUUCUCAAUUUCAGGCAACGGAGACGGCAACGGCGGCUACUACUCGCCGAAUCUGGAGCUGACCGGCCACGACAGCCAGCUGAAUACCCCCUCGUACACGGACACUCCAACGCAACUCUUCUGA
Messenger RNA from Bursaphelenchus okinawaensis, 3745 nucleotides. Lineage: Eukaryota; Metazoa; Nematoda; Chromadorea; Rhabditida; Aphelenchoididae. The record is from the annotation of a GenBank genome assembly.